UCAAAGAAAUAUAAGUAGUAUUAUUGUAGUAACGGACGUAACGGUAGCGAGUUACGUUUACUCCAAUUUUGGAAAGAAACUCCAUAACACUACUCACUCGUAUUAUAUUUUAAGAGUCAUAGAAUAAAACACACAAAGUUUAAUCAUAUUGCUUGUUAAUUUACUUUCUAAAUACACGAAAGUGAUUGGUACGAUUAUGUAUUCACCAUUGUCGCCUCAAGCCAGCCUCAGUUCAGAAUUAAGACAAGUUAUAAAUGAAAGAAAUAUGUUGAGCAUGCGGAGUCGUAUGAAAGUUCUACACGCUUUGAAUAAGGAUAAUGAGAAGUGUGCAGAGGAAAAGGAAAGAACUCUGAGGUCACAAGCUAUUCGAGAAAUAUUAACCACCGAAGUUACUUAUUUACAACAAUUGGAGACCUUAACAGAGUUUUUUAUACAACCUAUUCUUGAGAGAAAGUUGUUGGAUCACCCAUUACUUGCUACGCUGGGUGAGAACAUAAAGACGUUGUAUAAUGUGAGCGGCGAACUGGUGGCAGGAUUAAAAUGUAAUCCUGAUAAUAUAGCUGGAAUAUUUCACAAACUCGCACCAUUCUUUAAGUUAUAUUCCGUUUAUGCAUACGAUUAUACACAAGUACUAAAUCUACUACAGACAAGUCAAGAGAAUGAUCCCGCCUUAAAAAAAUUUAUUUGCGAUCAAGAAACAAGACCAGAGGUAGGAAGGAAAUUGUCUUCAUUGUUAAUUACACCAGUCCAAAGAGUACCGAGAUAUCAGUUACUUGUUAAACAAGUGUUACAACAUACCCCUUAUGGACAUAGAGAAUAUAGACAUUUGCAGGCAUGUUUGGUUGAAAUUGAAAAAUCUGCGAGACACAUAAAUACUUUAAUCGCACAAAACGAAGAAACACAAAAAUUGUUAAAUCUUCAGAAGUGUAUUGCUACUUCGAUUAAUCUCGUGAAGCCUGGUAGAAUAUUAAUCAAACAAGGACCAUUGAUGCGUGUUUCAAGACGAGGCAAUUCAGCUUAUAGGAGAUAUUUUGUUCUUUUGAAUGAUACUUUACUAUAUUGUAAAGGCGAACCAGGAACAUCGUUGAACAUAUCUUGCGUUCUACCGUUAAACAAGUGCAGUUUAACUUGUGUUCUGAGUAAAAAACUGUUCCGUAUAACAUGCUUACAUGAAACAUUCUUACUGUACUCGGAAAAAGACGAUAGCGACGAAUGGAUACAAUCUAUACAAAGCGCUAUUAAAAAAUAUACCGAAUGUAGGCAAACCUUGAGAAAGGAGAGCAGUUCAAGAAAGCCACUUAGACAUAAGAAUAUUAACGAAUUUUCGUCAGAUAAUAUACCAAAAAAGUCUAUUAAAAGAAAAAGAUGUAUGAAAGAUGAACAGGUAUCAUUGGACACUUCCAGCAUAAUAUAUUUUAAAAAGGAUAAUGAAAUGGACGAGGAUGUUCAAAGCGAUAAUACUUGUUUACCUCGUUGUACUAAAGCCAAAAGAUUUAAACAAGAUGAGUAUUCCAAAGUUGGCCAAGUUGCUCCUGCAGUAAAAAAUACGAAAUUAAAAUCAUGCAAAAAUGGUAGAAAUAAACGGUAUACAUCUGCAUAUAGAUGUUUAAGAAAGUCAAGUAACUGCAAUUAUAACGAGAUUCCAACGACAACGAGGAUAUGUGGAACCAGUUUAUGUUCGAUCACGUCCAGCGCCGAAGAACAUCACACAUCGCCCUUCCAAAUGAUCAGUGAUUUUUUUACAUUUAUCGGUGCGACAAUAAAAGACCUUUUCACAUUCAAAAUAACGAUGGAAGGCCCAUUAGAAAUAAAAAACUCCAAUGCAGGCAUGGAAGAGCCUAUAAAAUCCGAAGCUCCCGUACAAAAUUCUGAUAAUAGCGAACGAAAUGACAGUGCAGUCUCUCCACCUCCAAAUUGUAGCAUUUGCCUGGGAAAGCUAAUUAAUACAUCCUUCACGGAUAGUUGUCUGCAUCAGUUUUGUUUUACUUGCUUACUUCAAUGGUCCAAAAUUAAAACGGAAUGUCCUUUGUGCAAACAAACAUUCAAAUCGAUUAUACACAAUGUGAGAUCGGAAGAAGAUUACGAUCAGUAUCAUGUACCGCACGAAUUGGUAUCGCAAAUUCCUCAGCCACAAGUGACUGCUACUUUGGAUGUCAACUUUGAUGUCGAUUGGGAUGUUGCCCCUCUUGCCCCUCGUCGAUUUGUUUACAGAACAACGAUGACUGGCAAUCGUCGACAUGGAGUGUUGUUAAAUCCAGAGCAAGUUACAAGACGCGAGCAAUUGCCCAGUAUAGCACUUCAAGUGCCAAGGGAAGAACGUAGACGUAGACGUGCUAAUCCUACAGAUUAUCGUCGUACUAUUUAUAGGCAUGGUAUAUGGGCUACUUCAUUACCUGACAUAUUUGGACGUUUCCGCGAAUGUAGCCCUGAAUAUUAUAGAAGACAACCACAAGAAUUAGAUCGCCUUAUACCAUGGCUAAAUAGAGAGUUGCAAGUUUUACUUGAUAAUGAACCAACCCAUGUUGCAUAUGUGUUGAGCAUAAUAAUGGAUGCCUUAACUCAAUACGAUAUUAGAAGUCCAGAAUUUCGGAAUAUUGUGCGGCCCUUUUUCACUAUACAUACAGAUCAUUUUGCACACGAACUGUUAAAUUUUGCCCAAACUAACUUUGAUUUGGUUGGAUAUGAUCAGUCUGUUACUUAUUUGCCACGUGGUUUAUCAAAUGAAUAUGGGACUCGUAUUGAAUCACCCACUAGUAGUGUUGGCAGUAGCAGCAGUAGCAGUAGCAGCAGCAGCAGCAGCAGCAGUAACAUCAGUAACAGCAAUCUUAUCUCUGACAACUCUGAUGUUCGAAUACUCGCUGAAGCGAUCGAUUUGAGAGUAAACGCUGAGAUGCCGAAUACGUUAUCACAUCCAAUUAGCAUGCCAGGUCCUAGUGCAGUAGGACAGAUGUUUCGCAGAGUAGAAACAUCUAAUAGUAUACCAGAGCUCUUAAUCAUUUCAUCGAGUUCCUCCGAAUCAGAUGGAGAAUGUGAAAUAAUUGGCUAUGUAAAACCACGCCAUGAAAGAACACCAGAAAUCAUAGAGUUACUUUCUUCUGAUUCUGAAAAUGUGUCUGUUCCUCAUACUUCGAAUGGAAAUACGCAAUUGGCCGUAAGAAGACAUUUGGAAAAUGUGUCACUACCAAGCACGUCUCAUGUCACAAAAGGAUCGUCUUCGUCGUCUUGUUCGGCAACAAGUAGCGAUGCUACUUCUGACAGUGAUUACAAUCCAAGACAAAAUAGUAUUAGGCGAAACCGUCCGAAGAAAUCAGAGAAAAAGACAGUUGCACAAAAACAUAAAAGAUCGUAUGGAACAGAAAGCCGGAAUAAACUAUCUAAGAAAAGGAAAAUAUUCAGUUCUAGUGAGUUCUGUUCCAGCUCGUCUGAAAGUUCACUAAAGAAAUGUAACGAAAAACGAGUAAGAAAGGCACGAUAUAAGGUACAGGCUAAAGGUACAGGACGAAUAAAACUGAUUAAAAGACAAGAGAGUUAUUCAGAUGAGGAUUCAUCUAGUAGUGACAGUAGUAGCACGGAGACCGAUAGCAAGACGAAAACCAAGAAGUGUUAUAGAGAAUAUAAAUCGAAAAGGGAUUGUCCGUCUAGUGCAAAUAAUCAUACAGCGAAAAGUGGGAAAACAACGAGAAGCAAAGAGAAGAAAACUUUGAAUCUGGAAAAGUUGAAGUCUAAGAGCAAAGAUUCCAAGUGUAGCGAAAAUGGACAAUCUAGAUCUAGAAGUAACAGUAUAUCUUCUAAUACUUCUGAACGAAAUAAAAGGCCGAGCUGUAGACACCGGGAAUCUCGAAAUACAAAUGAAUUUGGAAGUCAAGACGACAGUGCCUCGAUAAAUAAAGAUAUCUCAAGAAGUGAAUAUAAAUCUAAAUCAAAAAAGAAAAUGUGUUAUUCUUCGGACUCGGAGGAUGAUCGUUUAAGGUCUAGUAGUCAGUGUAGUAAUUAUUCUAAUAAAUCCUAUUCGCUUUGGAGAAAAUCAAAACGUAAAGAAAAACAUAAAGAUAAGGCGCGUCAUAUAUUCAGUGGUAGAAUAUUUAAUUUAUCGCAAUCCAAUGCAAGUACAAUUUUAACGAUAUCAUCAAAAAAUGACGUGUAUCCAACGAAACAUUCCGAUUGUAAAGAAAAACACAAAUCACGCAAAGAAUCGAAGUAUAGAAAGUCCGAAAAUGAAAAAAAGUCGAGACCAAAGAAAAAAAGGCGACGUCUUCAAUCUUCUUCUACUUCGGGAUAAUAUCAUAUUAUGCAAUUUGUGUUAGUUAACAUCAUAGAAUAAAUUUUGAUUUAACAAAAUGACAUUCAAGUUUUUGUAAGAAAAAUGCAAUGAAUAGUAUUUAAUCAGAUGAAUUUCACAUUACUGUAGAUUGUCAUUUUGUUCGUAACACAUUACUCUCCAUCAUGAUGCUAAUGUCACUUUAGGACUGUCAUAAAUUUGUUAUAUAAUUUCAAUAAUAUUUGAAAAAGAUAAGAUUAAUUAAGAUUAUCUUUUUUUUUUCUUACAAAUUUCAUCAUUUUAAAAUGUGUAUAUAUUAAAAUAAAUUUGUAUUUGCACACUGCAAAUUUCAACAUAAAACAUUGUCUUGUUAUAACAUCUGAUGCAAAAAUUGUUACUAUAUAAUUGCAAUACGAAAUAUGUACUAUAUUAUCACGAUACCUUUCUUGGGAAUAUAAUAUUGCGCACAGUGAUAUAUAUACAUAAACAUGCAAUAUACGUAUGUGCGUUGUGUAUGUAUGUGUACAUGCGUGCGUGUGUAUAAUACCAUUAUGUUGGCAAUUAAAGAACAGUUUGUGCAUAUUUUAUCGGAAUAUUGUAAUAAUCCAUAUGGAGACCCAAAGAUUGUAAAUAUGUGUAUCUCGUAAAUUAUUAGUUUAAAUAAGAUUUUUGCACAUUUUAUACAUACCAUGUGUACACGUACAGACAUACAUACAUACGUUUAAGAUAUGAUAAGGAUAAUGUUCACACAUCUAAUAAAAUUAGAGAUAUACGUUUAUAUAUUUUUGCUAUGUAUGACAAUGGCUUUUUAUAAAGUAUUAGAAUAA
Molecule: messenger RNA, 5085 nt
Organism: Temnothorax curvispinosus
Lineage: Eukaryota; Metazoa; Arthropoda; Insecta; Hymenoptera; Formicidae
Product: E3 ubiquitin-protein ligase Topors-like
Exons: 14
Coding region: 197-4279 (1360 amino acids)
Biological process (GO): protein polyubiquitination; intracellular signal transduction; protein monoubiquitination
Molecular function (GO): metal ion binding; ubiquitin protein ligase activity; guanyl-nucleotide exchange factor activity
Source: RefSeq, a predicted model, not a curated record